Messenger RNA from Plasmodium fragile, 657 nucleotides. RefSeq lists its product as uncharacterized. The transcript has a single exon. The coding region runs from base 1 to 657 and encodes 218 amino acids. Lineage: Eukaryota; Apicomplexa; Aconoidasida; Haemosporida; Plasmodiidae. The record is from RefSeq and is a predicted model, not a curated record.
AUGAAGAGGGUGAAGAAUUUUAUGGAUUACAUUGAAGAUUAUUAUGUCAUUAAAGGAGAAAUUGGUAAAAGCACAUAUUAUGCAUGUGAAGCGUAUUUUGAUUAUCUUAAGGAGAGAAUUCCAUUAUAUUUAGCCUUUGAACGCUUAUGUACAAGGGAACAACGUAACCCUUGUACAAAUUAUAUUCUAGGUUAUAGCUUUUAUGAUCCAACGAAUCUCGUUACAAGAAGUCAAGCAUUAGGAUUAUAUGUUCUAUGGUGGUUGAAUCCCUGUUAUAAAAAGGUUGUAGAUUUGUUCAAUGAUUAUGAGAACGCACGUCAAAUAUUCAUAGGACAGUAUGCUAAGUACGUUAAACCGUUCAUGACUAGCAAUAAUCAGAAAGGUGCAAACUUAGUGCAAUAUGACAUGGUGAAGCUUCCGGAUGCAGUAGAAAAUCGGAAAAGUGAGAAUACAGUAAUUGCAACUCACUCAAAACAACUCACAGGUGUUCCAAGUAAAAUACAAAAGGAUGAUGGUAUUUCUCCAAUGCUGAAAAGUGAACAACGAGUUCCAUGGAUUAAAAUUGGUGUGUUUACACUUCUUUCUGCAUUCAGCAUCACAAUGUUUGUAACAGCUUUAAUGAAGGUAAUAACAAAAAAACGCUGCUUAUUGUACUAA